AGAGGCCCAGUUGCGUAGGCACUUUCCACUGUGAGUUGUGACGCCGCCGUCCCUGGCUCCUUGCUGCGUGCUGCCCUUGUGCAGUUGUGCUCCUUCCUUCCUUGCCCCGUACCCCGCCGGCGCGCCCUGAGCCAAAUCGCAGGCUGCCAUUGUGCCAUGGACGAAGGUGCGACGACGAGCGACUCGUCCGCUGCCGAGACAUUUGAUCCGGACCUGAUUCACGCCAUCUUCAAGCUGGUGUGGAGGCGGCGGGCGGGGAAGGGGGCCGGCGGCGGCGGCAGCAUUGAGGACAUCGAUGCGGAGCGUGCUCCAGAGACAUCGAGGAGAAAUCGGAGCACAACUGCCAAUGCGACUGCUCUUAAAGUCAGCUGCGAACUUCUACGGAUAUUUGUAACAGAGGCUAUUCAACGCUCUGCUUUUAUCGCUGAAGCGGAGGAUGGUGCUGUUAUUGAACCCACCCACCUAGAGCGUGUGUUGCCGCAGCUGCUCUUGGACUUCUGAGGUACCCCAUGGAGCCUCCAAAAGCAUUUAUCUAGGCGUGUCUGCUAUGGAAGGAUACAGAUGCCUGGAUGCAUCAACAGAAUCUUAUUGCUGAUCUAUGUCUUGUAAUCUGUAAACACACGAGAUUUCUAUAUGGCUUUAUAAAAAUGCAUGCAUUUCUUGGAA
This is a messenger RNA of Zea mays, 666 nucleotides long. RefSeq names its product centromere protein X. Lineage: Eukaryota; Viridiplantae; Streptophyta; Magnoliopsida; Poales; Poaceae. Gene Ontology annotation, biological process: replication fork processing; DNA repair; resolution of meiotic recombination intermediates. Gene Ontology annotation, cellular component: FANCM-MHF complex. The transcript is spliced from 5 exons. The record is from RefSeq and is marked provisional. The coding region runs from base 157 to 501 and encodes 114 amino acids.